AUGGCUAACACGUACGACAAGGCCAUACCCUUUGGUAGCGCAGAUCUCGAAGUCACAGGGCUAUUCAAAAGGGGCAAGCUAGGAGGAAACGACCUGCCACUCAUUGUAUUGAUCCAUGGUGGGGCAGUUAAUGCGGCAUACUUUGACAAUUCAAGUUUCUCUUAUCCUGCUAUCUUGAGUGAACGAGGUCACAAUGUUCUAAACAUUCAGCGAUCGGGAUACGGUGACAAUCCCAUUCCGAGGACUCAAACGCCGAUCAUCGACUCAAUCCCUGUCAUCACCAAUCUGAUCGGUCAAGUCUACCGAAAUGAAGUGGGGAACCAAGAAGGCGUGAUCAUUUUCGGUCAUUCACUGGGAGCAGCCACCACAUUCGCAAUUGCAGCCCAAUCGGAACUUCCAUUUCCCCUGCUCGGAGUUGGCGGCUUGGGUAUUGUGCCUUCACUCGGGAAAACUGGCUUCCUCCCAGAUGUCGACCCAGCACCUGAGGGAGAUCGGAUAGUAAUUCCAGACAUUGGAAAAUUGUUCUCGCUUAUGUUUGGACCGAUUGAAUAUAUUGACGGCAAUCUUCUUACGGCGGAUGCGCUAUUCUCGUCCUCUCAAGCUGGUGUUAAGAGUGAAAUCAAAGAGUUUGAAGCUGGAUGGUACAAUCGUCUGACUAAGGAGAUAUUCCCAGCAGUCAAGGUACCAGUCCAAUACCUUGCAGCGGAAUACGAAAUAGCCUGGCAAGGUUUGGAUGAAGCUCAGCCCAAAUUCGACCGACUUGCGAAGCUCUUUACACGUUCACCAUAUGUUGAAGCUGAAUUAUUACCGAAAGGCGGCCAUAACUACGAAUUCAGCAAAAACUCCCCUAAGCUCCUCGACUUGAGGCUCGAAUUUAUAUCAAAAAUGACUGAACGAGCCAAAUUAUAUUCUACGGCUUUUUCCUCAAUCCCAGUAUUAGACUUUGCUCAAUCUUUAUCUCCCUCGACAAAACCGGAAUUUCUUGCAAACCUUCGUGCAGCAUUGGUGAAUGUUGGAUUUUUCUAUCUAACAAAUCCGCUCGUAUCGCCAACUAUUCAAGAGGACUUUACAAAGAAAGGAAUCGAGCUAUUUGAUUUACCGUUAGAAAAGAAACUAGAGAUUGAAAUGGUCAACAGUCCUCAUUUCUUGGGCUACUCGAAACUUGGAGCGGAGAUAACUGCCCUCAAGACCGACUACCGCGAGCAAUUCGAUUGGCCCGAUGAAGAAGCUAUUCCGGGUUUCCGUAACUCACUUGAGCAAUAUUUGGCCGAAGUGAGCAGAUUAGCAGUAUCAUUUAUAUCACUCGUUGCAGAAGCCCUUGAUCUCCCGCCCACAGCAUUAAACCAAGCAUUCGAAACUCCUCAACAGCACAAGCUCAAAAUUAUUAAAUAUCCCGCCCCAGCUACUGAUGACAAGACCGGGUCCAAAUUUCAAGGAGUUGGUCCUCACAAAGACUCCGAAUUCCUCACUUUUCUUCUCCAGGCUACACCGCAUCAUGGUCUGGAGGUACAGAAUAAAGCAGGCGACUGGGUUUCUGCACCUCCCAUCCCAGAUUCUUUCGUCGUGAACAUUGGUCGAGCCCUCGAGGCGUUAACUGGCGGUGUUUGCACAGCGACUACCCAUCGGGUUUCUCUUAGAAGCGAAAACUUUGUUGAUUCUGACGGCAAUGAUUUGGGGCCAAGAUUCUCAUUUCCGGUCUUUCAAGGAGUAAGCCCCAAUCUUUCAGCCGACAAGAUCGACCUAGUUAUUCCAAAGCAUAUACGUGAAUUAGUGAAGGAUGAGAAAGUAAAGUCCGACGCCGAAGCAACAUUCAAUCAAAUGUUCAGAACAUGUAUCGGCGAAGGAAACUUGAUCGCUCGAGUGACCAGCCACCAGGACGUCGGACAAAGAUGGUAUCCUGAUAUUCUGGCGCGCGCUCUUAAAGGCCAGCAAGAUUUCCUUGCCCGAUAG
This is a messenger RNA of Penicillium angulare, 1950 nucleotides long. RefSeq names its product Oxidoreductase 2OG-Fe(II) oxygenase family. The record is from RefSeq and is a predicted model, not a curated record. Gene Ontology annotation, molecular function: dioxygenase activity. The transcript has 6 exons. The coding region runs from base 1 to 1950 and encodes 649 amino acids. NCBI's taxonomy places the organism in Eukaryota, Fungi, Ascomycota, Eurotiomycetes, Eurotiales, Aspergillaceae.